Nematolebias whitei (Rio pearlfish) is the source of this 1390-nucleotide messenger RNA. It is a transcript of the gene pla2g4ab, whose product is annotated as phospholipase A2, group IVAb (cytosolic, calcium-dependent). Gene Ontology annotation, biological process: glycerophospholipid catabolic process. Gene Ontology annotation, cellular component: endoplasmic reticulum; cytosol; nucleus. Gene Ontology annotation, molecular function: calcium ion binding; calcium-dependent phospholipid binding. The coding region runs from base 227 to 1390 and encodes 387 amino acids. NCBI's taxonomy places the organism in Eukaryota, Metazoa, Chordata, Actinopteri, Cyprinodontiformes, Rivulidae. The record is from RefSeq and is a predicted model, not a curated record. The transcript is spliced from 12 exons.
UGACUGACUGCGGGUUGUGCGCAUUGCGCGCAGCCGACAGGCGUCUCCUUCCUCUUCACUCCGGCGGUGGAACGGGAUUCUCGUUCAACAUGAAGCAUUCAACAGGAUUUAUUAGUUAACAGCGUGUUCCCGUUAAGACUCGGAAAGCUGCAGUUUGUGACUGAGAUGUUCUUCUGAGUAAAAGUUCAUCAAAGGCUUUCUUAAAACAUACUCUCCACACAUCACCAUGGCCUCCAAUAUAAUUGUGGAACAACAGUUUUCUCACAAGUUUACGGUGACGGUGGUCCGAGCAGAGAACGUUACCAAAGGAAAACUGGGUGACCUGUUGGAUACUCCAGAUCCAUACGUGGAGUUGUUCAUCCCGACGGCCCCGGAGAGCAGGAAGAGGACCAAACACAUAGACAAUGACAUCCACCCGAAAUGGAACGAGACCUUUCACUUCAUAUUAGACCCCAACCAGCACAAUGUCCUGGAGUUAACAUUAAUGGAUGCUAAUUAUGUCAUGGAUGAGACUCUUGGGACGGCGUCCUUUGACAUCACAAAGCUUGAAGUGAGCCAAACCAAGAUGGAAAGUUUCUCUAUUGGCAAAUCUACCAAAGUAUACCUGGAGAUGACAGUGGAGAUCUGCACAAACUUGGACCUGAGGUUCAGCCUGGCUCUGUGCGACAAAGAAAAGCAGUUCAGACAAACUCGCAGAGAAAGAGUGACGCUCGGCAUUAAAAAGCUGCUGGACAUGGAGAAACCUCGCUUUCUCCCCAGCGCUCCGGAGGAGGUUCCGGUAAUAGCCAUCGCAGGUUCAGGAGGGGGUUUUCGUGCAAUGGUCGGCUUCUCUGGUGUGAUGAAAGCCCUGUUUGAGUCUGGAAUCCUGGACUGUGCCACAUAUGUUGCUGGCCUUUCUGGAUCCACAUGGUAUAUGUCCACUCUCUACUCUCACCCUGGAUUUCCAGACAAAGGCCCAAAGGACAUAAACAGUGAGCUGAUGAAGAGAGUUAGUGGUAACCCACUGAGGUUGUUGAUGCCCCAACACAUCACCAACUACAUCCAGGCCCUGUGGACCAAAAAGGCCUCAGGGCAGCCCGUUACCUUUACCGAUAUUUUCGGUAUGCUCAUAGGAGAGACUCUUGUACCUGCGAGGAUGGACAUCAAGCUAAGUAGCAUCCAGGAGAAAAUAAACCAGGCGCAGAGUCCUCUCCCACUCUUCACAUGUUUGCAUGUCAAGCCAGAUGUUUCAGAGCUCAUGUUUGCAGACUGGGUAGAGUUCAGCCCUUAUGAAAUUGGGAUGGCGAAGUACGGAACGUUCAUGACGCCCGACUUGUUCGGAAGCAAGUUCUUUAUGGGAACUGUGGUGAAGAAAUAUGAAGAGAACCCUCUUCACUUUCUGAUGGAAUGA